GAAAAGAACAACAAAAAACAUGUAUGCACAGUAAUGGAGGAUGUCAGAAACAUUUGGCACAUUUUCCAAGUGACCAUAUAUAACAUACAGAGUGACAUUUCUUCCUACUGCUUCAUUCCUGAGACAUGGCUAACAGACAAGUAUUAGCAGGAAGAGAGAGUCUUAAUCUCUUACAUAGGCUACAGUUGUCUCCACAGUCCAAGACACCAGACACUGUGCUGGAGUGGACUGAGCUUCAUAUAGACUCUGUUGGUAUAGACAACCUACCAGAUUCCAUUGACAGGUGUAAAAAUGUUAAGGCGAUAUCUGCACCAGGCAACAAGUUAUAUUCUUUACCACAGUCCAUAUCCAACCUGCCACACCUCACAGUGUUGAACCUAUGGAAGAAUACCUUCACUACAUUCCCCAUAGUACUGUGUGGCUUGACUAACCUUGAGGUGCUGUACCUGGGUAAAAACCAGCUAUCUGACAUACCAGUGGAUAUCACCAGGAUGAAAGGGCUUAGAGUAUUCAACCUCAAUAGCAAUGUCUUCAAUACAUUCCCUAUAGCACUGUGUGACUUGACUAACCUAGUUGAGCUGCACCUGGUUAAAAACAAGAUACCUGACAUACCAGUGGAUAUCACCAGGAUGAAAGGGCUUAAACUAUUCAACCUCACUAACAAUGCCUUCACUACAUUCCCCAUAGCACUGUGUGGCUUGACUAACCUCGAGGUGCUGUACCUGGGUAACAACCAGCUAUCUGACAUACCAGUUGAUAUCAGCAGGAUGAAAGGGCUUAAAAUAUUCAACCUCAAUAGCAAUGCCUUCACUACAUUCCCCAUAGCACUGUGUGGCUUGACUAACCUAGAGAAGCUGUACCUAUAUAACAAUGAGCUAUCUGACAUACCAGUGGAUAUCACCAGGAUGAAGGGGCUUAAAAUAUUCAACCUCAAUACCAAUGCCUUCACUACAUUCCCCAUAGCACUGUGUGGCUUGACUAACCUAGAGGAGCUGAACCUGGAUGACAACUACAUAGCUGACAUACCUGUACCUGUGGAUAUUACCAGGAUGACAGGACUAAAGGCACUUAGACUUAAGUACAAUUACAUCACCCACCUGCCACCUCAGAUGAGGAAUAUGGAAAGUCUGAGACAACUAGAUGUGACACAUAAUACUCUGGUACAACCACCUAAACAUAUUGCCAACAGGGGCCUAGAUGCUAUCAAGAGGUAUUUUGAGGCAUUAACUGACACCAAGGCAAUCCAGUCAAGUAGAAUGCAGGUCAACUUUCUUGGUGAAACAGAAGCAGGAAAAACUAGCAUUUCACGUACACUGCAACUUGGAGGGCCAACAAUGAUGGCAGACAGGACAAGAGUGGUGGAGCAGGGAACAUGUGAGGUUGACCAAAAUAUUGGCUUCAAUAUCAAUGACUUUGGUGGACAUGAUGUCUAUAAAAUAGUGCAUCCCAUAUUUAUCUCCAGUAGGGGCUUGGUUUUUAUCACUUUCAAUCUGUCUAAAUAUGAUCCAGAAAAGGAGGGUCAUUAUCAGCUCUACAUUGGAGACUGGAUUGACAAGGUGCAAGCACAGAUACCAGGGAUACAAAUAGCUCUAAUUGGAACUCACCUUGAUGAGGUUGAAAUUCCACAAAUAGAAGCAGCAUGCUCUGCAAUAACCAGGCAGCUUGAAGACCAUGCAAGUGAAAAGAAAAAGUGGUAUCAAGCACAAAAGGAGAAAUGUGAGAACAAAAUGAAAGAAAUACCUGAAGCCCAAGCAUCUCUCCACCAGGCCUACCAAAGCAAAGCAGCUCAUCUGCAGAAAUUGUAUGAUCAAAUGAAACCCAUUCAUGAGCAUAUUUUUACAGUGAGUUCUUUUACCUGUGAAGGAGUGUCAGAGCUGAAAGACUACCUGGUUUCUUUUGCCAGGACAAGUGCUGAAGUUUUGCCAGGACUGUGGGUGGAAGCAGCCAAGAAUAUCUGCACCAAGAAAAUUGAAGGUUCUGAGAACACACUUGGCUGGGAGGUGAUUGAAGACCUCAUUCUGCAAAAUGCACCUGCAUCAUGGAAAAAAAUGUCACUAGGAGAUAAAGAGAAAAUAAUUUGUGACAUCUUAAGUUUCCUAGCUCACCGUGGAGACAUAAUAUGGUUUGAUAGAAGCCCUUUACUGAUGAAAGUUGUUUUUCACAAGCAAGAGGUUCUUGUUAAUGUUCUCAAGGCAGUCCUCACACAUGAUAAAGGUGAAGUAUCACAGAAGCUCCAGAAGUCCAUGAAGAUUACAAGAAAGAAAGCACCCGAAAUAGAAAAAGACAUCUUCAGCAGAGGAAUUGUUUCUAAACAAGCUAUGAGUUGCCUGUGUGAGUCUUUCAAAUUGUCAAGUACUGAAGUUGAUGUCAUGAUAGAAAUGAUGCUGAAACUGGAGCUGUGCUAUCAAGUCCAGGAAGAUGAAUCCCUUCCAUUCAAUACCUCAUUCCACUUUCCAUGGCUCCUUACUGAAGAAAGACAACCUGAGCUAGACACCAAAUGGCCCAGCAAGGUUCCCCCAGACACCACACAACUUACCCUGCAGGUUUUCUUUCCAUACAAAUGUCCAGAUGGCUUAUAUGAGAAAUUUUCUGUUCGUCAGCACAAGCACCUUGGAUUCAUGAAGACCAUGCGAAUGGACUGGAAGGAUGGAGUGUAUGCAGAACUUGACGGAUGCAAAAUGCAGCUGACACGAGAGACACACCAGUCAAAUCCUGAUGCAGUUAGCCAAGAUCCAGACUGGGUUAUCAGCAUGGCUGUCCGUGGAUCACAUCUCUCCAACAUGUGGCAUGUUCUCAUGCAAGGCCACAGUGACCUCGUGGACAUCAUUAAAGAAGACUGGCCUGGGCUGUCACAUGACAAGUACCUGGUGUGUCCCCACUGUGUGAGUGAGUACAGUGAGCACCCAACCCUCUUCCCUGGAGAGAUACUUGACCAAACCAGUGGAACAGCUUCAAAACCAAGACAGAUGCCAUGUAUCAAUACUGGUGUCUCCAUUCCUACAGACCUAGUCUACCCACCACACCUGGUCAUGAGCUGGCAGGAAGAACCCUGUCUCAAGGACAUGUUAAAUGAGUUCCUGCAAGAAGGCAUCAUCACCCAUCGUGAAGCUGAAAUGGUGAGAGCAGAGCCUCCUCAACACCAUGACCAAACCUCAACUACCAGGGUGGUAUGUCCAGAGAAAACUGCUGUCUUCCUGGACAUUCUAACCAGGAAACCUGACAGGGCACAUGUUACACUGUGUCAAUGUCUUCAGGAACAAGGACAGACUGAUCUUCUUGAACUGAUCCAGUAA
Lingula anatina is the source of this 3293-nucleotide messenger RNA. Its product is annotated as malignant fibrous histiocytoma-amplified sequence 1 homolog. Gene Ontology annotation, biological process: regulation of apoptotic process. Gene Ontology annotation, cellular component: cytoplasm. The record is from RefSeq and is a predicted model, not a curated record. Gene Ontology annotation, molecular function: protein binding. NCBI's taxonomy places the organism in Eukaryota, Metazoa, Brachiopoda, Lingulata, Lingulida, Lingulidae.